AUGCCUCGACGCCGCAAGGAACCCCCCCCGCUCGCACCGCAACCACAACAGUUGCAACCGCGACAAUCACCACAGUAUUGCAUCCCGGUUCACCGUUCUCCUCCACCCCUUCCUCCAUCCACUCUUCACGUCUUCACCUCCGGCCCAAUUCCACUCACCCCCCAACAGCAGCAACCGCAUCAACAGCAUCAGCCGCAGCAGCCCUAUCGUAAUCACCCUCAACAACAGGGUGCUCCCCUCCCACCCUAUAGCCCUGGAUCGCUGGGUGCCCAAUCCCCUGAACCACUUAGACUCUUGGCCGUCUUGGAUUCAUUAAAAUCGCUAGGAUUCGCUUCCAUUUCCGAUUUCCUUGUUCGCUUAUUCAGUAGUGAUGACUCGGCUGUCCGACGUCGGGUGGGCUUGUUUUACACACAUGGCGGUAUCAGAUCUGUUCUCGAGAUUUUUAUGAAUUCGAAGCAUGCUAGGGAGAGCGGAGGUGACGAGCUUUCUGCGUCAUGGGCCGGUCGAGUGUUUAAGGAUGAGUUUGAUGCUGGCCUCGUCAAGUGUGGUGUUCGUAUCAUAUCUCCCCCCAACCUUGCGAAAUUAUUACUCUCAUAAUUAAGAAAAGAAAGAAUGAGAAAGAAGAAAAGAAAAUUUCUCGGAAUUUCCCCUAACACGGUAGUCGGUAAAUUAUAUAGAUUAAUGUCGACGUACGAGCUAAUUCCACCGAGUCUCGUGGCCGGACCACUGGGGAGAUUUUGAGGGAAGGCCUUGAGAACUUCGACCUCGCCAAGGUCCAACGGCAGUGCGAGCGUAAGGCCCCACUUCUCUGGCGUCUAUUGGAAACUCUCUCGUCUUCAGACCGUGAGCGGGUGGAGGCGGGAGCAUUGGCAGCUUCCGCAGGGGACGAAACGGCAAAGCAACCGCUGUCGAAACGGCGAAAGACGGAUAUGAACCCCACUAUAGCCUCGUGGUCGGUGAUGGGGGCGCCCUCGAACCCCCCACUUACGGUCACUUUCAUGCUGUUGCUUCUUGCGAGCUCCCAAGUGAGAAAUAAAUUCCAGAAAUGGCUUGGACUGUAUCUUUACGCCCAGGGUGUUCGUAAAGGACCCUUGAAUUCGCUCCGCGCUUUGGGCGUUGGGAGCGAAGGCAAGGUUAUUGGUGAUAACGGUUCGACACGGUCUUUGCCGUCAGCCUCUGUGCUUCUUGGGCUGAUUUUCCCCAGUUCUCCGGGUGAUAGGUGACGACAUCAAGAAGAAGUUACGUACAGAGAUGGGUGGAUCGGACCUGCAGGUCAGAGGCCCUGGUGCUCCGCGAAUCAACUCGCGAGCGGCAAAGCGGAAAUCUAUUCUGAUAGAGUCACGGCCAGUAGAUAUUGAGCGUCCCAACCUGCUUGAGGGAAAACGCCCAUUUGUUAUAUCUCAAAUUACCUACCACCCUACGCCGAAGGACCAUCUGAGGGCUGACAACUUUGCACCCUGUGCCACAAUCCCUUUUAUCAUUAGACUACCUCUGUCAACACCACUAUUGACUAGGGCCAUGGUGAAAACCUCAUGUACUUUUCGCCGUGAGAAGUACCUUCACAAUGUCUCUGUUACCCCGGCUUCCCCCGUGCCUCCUAUCCCAACCCUAGUCAGUGUAAGGCCAGCUCCUGGUCCAACUUAUCCUCCCGCGAGCUAUUCUCCCUACGGGGUUUCCCAAUCUGCCGCAUUCAACACCACCCCCCUUGUUACGGCGCCCCCACACCUGCACCAUACGGCGAUUAUAAUUUUGCGCAGCUCAACACUCUCAACACUCCCACCACUUCAGGGCCAACUUGGCCCGGCUGCUCAGCGACUACCCAGGGAACAGAGUACGGCUCUAGGCUCUUAUUGACCGGCCAGGAUGGAGAAAUACAUCAAGGCUUGCCGUUUGGCGGGCCAUGGGAAGGCUCUGGCCCAAAAUUGGAGAAAUCCUCGACGAAAGUGAGGUGAACACCGAGCAGCCUUGCCUCGCCGCGUUUCCGAGGGUACCAAGGGUACCAAGGGAACAUGAAAGUGAAAUUGCCCGGGGAGGGCAGCGCGCUUCACGGAUAUGCGAGGAUGAUCUUUUUCCCAUGCCGGGCAUGAAACGUGUGAGCAUUAAGAAACUCGGGGAGCAAAUGUCGAUACUUGAACUGAUAACCGAGUACCUUGGGAUUAAGCCUGAGCACAUGAAGGGCUCUGGUUCUGUUGAUAGGCUGUGGCUGUGGGCUGGAAAUCUUGAGUUUGUCUUGGCAUUGAGGAUGGCCAAAUCGGUAGCCCUGCCAGAUUCCAUCCUUCACAACAUCCACCCAGUGCUCCAAUUAUUUGAUAUCCGCCAACACUUUCUAUUCGAGUUGCUGAAGCAGCAUUACGGUAGGCCAAACGAUAAAGAUCCGACAAGCUUGUGUCACCACAUGCAAAUCAUGAAUCGGAGGUUUCUUAUCUUCGGUUUCUCAGUGACUGGCCAAUACGCUGAGGGUCUCUUGCUCCAUUCGCUUGAAUCUCACCUUAUCCAUUCGAUUCUGACCGUCACCCAGGUUCGGGAAUCGGGUCCUAAGACCAAGAAAGAGGCUUUGGAUAUUAUCACUAGAGUUUACGAUACGUAUCUGGAGCCGGAGGCAGUAAAGAAUUAUCAAUCGGUUUCAGACCCUCGCACGCGGGACGAGGUUUUUGAGAAUCAUAUGCUUUUGAUGCAACACUCACUAGUAUACCUGGCAUUCCUAGAGGCAAUUUCUACCGCUUCCACAACCUCCCUCCUCCACGUCCUCUCCUGGCUCUCAACAGCUUUCCAAUCGCCGAGUUUCUCCAUAUCAUCAAGCCUCGGCCAUGAACUUCUCGACCUCGUGGCGGGCCUCACCGACGAAUGGGAGCCGCCUCUCCGCCGGGCAGUCCUUGACUCAAUGCUAAUUCCCAAGACCCCCGGCGCACCUUUCCCGGCUCUAGCGUCCCACCCUGCAUCCCCGAAAAUCUCCGGUGGCUACCAAGAGGUAGACUUCGCCAUGAAGCAACUCCUCCGACAAACAAAAACCGUCUUCGACCUCCGGGAUAACCCCAAACUCGACUUUUUCCGUGAGGUAGCUACGCCGAACAUAAGGACUAUUUCCAAAGUUGUCAGAAACGCCGAGGAAUCCCUGGGCACAGCGCCCCGAACAGCGAAUCAAUGGAAGAGCCCGGCAGAGAACGUGGACCCGGAUAGGGAGAUUCCGAAGCUGGUUAAGGAGCUGAGAGAAGCGAGGGUGGGGGAAUGGGUACCUGGUCGGAAAGCCGGGUUCAAGAUCUCGCACUUGUUUUGCGAUGGCGAGGAGCGAGUCCGGAGUCCUGGGUUUUUGGAAGAGUUUGUUAAGCGUGGGGAUGGAGGGACGAUUUGUGGCGGGAGCUCUGGGGAGACGGAUGGGGAUAAGGAGUGCAGGAGGAGGAAUUUGUUUUCCGCCCAGGAUUUUGAGUUUGAUUGGGGGCUGUGA
Tuber aestivum (summer truffle) is the source of this 3442-nucleotide messenger RNA. NCBI's taxonomy places the organism in Eukaryota, Fungi, Ascomycota, Pezizomycetes, Pezizales, Tuberaceae. The record is from the annotation of a GenBank genome assembly.